AUGAGGUUAUGUUUGUGGGCGGCAGUUCUGGGACUUGCCAGAUGCACAAACGUGUCUGUGGGCAUUACUUUGCCGACUGUCAACACCACCAACACAGCAGCAGCAGUGUCAAAGGGGGGCAUUGCGGCAGCUGCUGCCGAAGCGUCCGGAGCCAGCAAGGACGAGGUGAUCCAAAAUGCUGCAAUGAUAGCGGGGCAAGCAGCCGCAGAAGAUGCACGAACUGCCGGAGAGCCAGAAGUACGAGUGGAAGCACAGGCUGCAAAUGCAGCUCAAGCCGCCGCUCUCAGGGCUGGGGCGACUGGAAAUGAGGCGGCGGAGGCUGGUGGUGAGACAGCAGUACUGGUGGCUGGGCAGGUGAGUGCACCACCGCUACUGCUUGCAGAUGCUUUUUCCAUAGUCAACGGAACCCAUUGCUUGAACUGGUGGGGCGACGGCUGCGCUGCCAUCACGGAUCAUGAUGCGUGCUUGAGCUCUCGAGAUGGUGGUGAUCUUGCAGAGAUCAAUGGAGUCAAAGUGUUUGGGGAGCCUUGCGUUUGGUGCGGCGGUGAGAAGUGUGGCGCCACCGAUUCACUCUGUGUUCCGCGAAAUGAAGGAAGCACUCUGCAUUCCGGCAUGGAGGUGGCAUCUUGCACAGGUGGAAGCGGAUUGAGCGAGACUUCUGCGGCUCAGUGGAGUGAAAUUCCCGCCAGCCUGAAAGCCGGUGGAUUUCCCCAACGGGAGCUUUUCUUUGUGCCGAAGAAGAGUCAGAGUGGGGCAGGAAAAGCGGCAGGUGGUGCUUGUCGGGGCGCAUCAGCCGAGGAUGCCAGCAACUUGGACCCAACGAAACGAAACUACUAUGCUACCUGGACAGCCGCCACCUUGAAGGAAUGCCUAGAGAUUUGCAGCUGGAAGCAGGACUGCACUGGUGUGGAGUUCUCCCAAAACCAUUCCUACUGCGAGGUCUGGAAUGUCCCGAUCCAUUUCACAGAUCCUACUGCUGGUAUCUACGAGUGUUACGUCGCAUAUCCGGAGUCGGGGCAGCCAGAUGGGAUCAAAUGGCGAGCCUCAGGUGGAUUGUCCACAGAGAGCAUCGCGGAGCCAACAUCCUCCAACCUGACACUGGAAGUGGUUCUGGGAGCAGUGAUCUUGCUGGGGAUUGUGGUGGCGAUCCUGUUCGCAUGUAGAAGGUGGAAGAAGACUCCGAGGAAAGCCAAAGCAGAGGCUGCCAGAAAGAGAGGAUUAGACAUCGACCAGCAUGCAGGCGAUGCAGUGGGUUCAGGUGAUGAGAUGCAGCCCUUAGUGAACGGGGCGUUUGAUUACUCAUCUCCCACGAGUGUAGCCUCGCGUCAGGGUAUGGGGGAUCCGCUUGGAACCAAUCUUCGCGGCUUGGUUGCGUUUGACAACCACUCGGCUGCCUAUGAGCCCUUGGCUCAGGGCGGCCAGCCAAUGGCAGAGUGCUUGGAUUCCUGCCCUGACCACAAGUCGUCGAAGGAAGCGGCACGGUUUCGCGAGCUGGCACAGCUGCAGGCAAAUGCACAGGCUCGGUUUGGCUACGCCGACGGGGUGGCUGGCGGUAGUGGUGUGCCUGCAAACUUGUAG
This is a messenger RNA of Symbiodinium necroappetens, 1578 nucleotides long. NCBI's taxonomy places the organism in Eukaryota, Dinophyceae, Suessiales, Symbiodiniaceae. The record is from the annotation of a GenBank genome assembly.